AUGAUAGUCACAACUCUUCGAAACUCCCUCCCGCGACCAGCAGUCCGCUUGACGCGCUGCCGUCUUUGCGCUCGUUCUCGAAGGUCUUUUUCAUCCUCUAAUUCAGCUUUGCAUCCCACUGCUCCCAUCUCCGCUCUCACCCCCCCGAUCCUAGGAUCUCUCACUGGGGAGCUAGAUAAACUCGCUCCUAGAUUUGAGAUUCGGGCAAACCAAAUAUGCGUUAUAAAAACCCCCAGCGAAUUCUAUUCAGCUCUUAAGGAUCGGAUAUUGAAAGCUGAAAGACGGAUCUUUUUAUCCACAUUAUAUAUUGGGAAAACGGAGCAUGAGCUUAUUGAUAUACUGAGAGAAGCGCUUCGCCGUCAGCCUAAGCUGAAAGUUUCAAUAUUGUCUGAUGCAUUAAGAGGGACCCGUGAAACCCCAAAUCCAUCUUGUGCAUCACUCCUGGUACCUUUAAUCUCUGAGUUUGGUGCAGACCGGGUGGAAAUUCGGAUGUAUCACACGCCAAAUUUGAAGGGAUUAAAAAAGAAGAUAGUACCCCAGAGGCUCAAUGAGGGAUGGGGUUUGCAGCACAUGAAAUUAUAUGGUAUCGAUGAUGAGAUUAUCAUGUCUGGGGCGAAUCUCUCAACAGACUACUUCACCAACCGCCAGGACAGAUACCAUAUAUUCUCCUGCCCAAACCUGACAGGUUACUUUGCUGGAAUACACCACGCUAUGUCUUCAAUUAGCUACAAUGUUCUCCCAGGUCCCAAAGAGCAAGGAGGAUACGCACUCGAAUGGCCAGAAUCCAAUCCAGCUCCGAUACCUACGGAAGAGCCCAAGGAAUUUCAGAUCGCAGCAACUUCCCUACUCGCACCUUUGAUAAGGCCGAAACUUACCCCUACCAAAUCACCUUCGUCCACCCCUAAAACCGUUGUAUACCCACUUGCCCAAUUUACUCCCCUUCUCUACCCGCAAGAUACUUCGACGGAGCACCCAGCACUAUCUUCAGUUCUGCGGCUCUUAUCCAGUGAUGCUUUUGCCGAUUCAAGGUGGGUCUUCACCGCCGGAUACUUCAAUAUCCAUACGCAACUUAAGAAGUUGUUAUUAGCCUCCAAGUCAGUAGAGGGGAUAGUUGUGACAGCUGCGCCGGAGGCGAACGGUUUUUACGGUAGCAAAGGCGUAUCCGGGAUGUUACCAGCCGCAUACACUUUAAUGGCAAGGCGAUUCCUGGACGAUGUAAUAAAAGUGGGAAAGGGUGACAAAAUUCUAUUGAAGGAAUGGAGGAGAGGUACGAUUGGGAAGGAUCCGGAUGCUUGGACCUAUCAUGCGAAAGGCGUUUGGAUAUCAUUGCCCAAUGAAGACGACCCGAGUAUCACACUUAUCGGUUCGUCAAAUUAUACAAAAAGAUCUUAUUCUUUGGAUUUGGAAAUCGAUGCACUAGUGGUAACGGAAGACGAAGGGUUAAAAAAGGCAUUGGGUGAGGAAGUCGCUUGGUUGCAAGAUAAUGCUCGUACUGUCACGAUGCAAGAUUUUGAGAGGACGGAAAGAAGAGUUUCCUUGAAAGUGAAGUUAGCGUUGUGGAUCGUGAAGGCUAUCGGAGGGCAGUUGUAA
This is a messenger RNA of Tuber melanosporum (Perigord truffle), 1590 nucleotides long. RefSeq lists its product as uncharacterized. Gene Ontology annotation, cellular component: mitochondrion. The coding region runs from base 1 to 1590 and encodes 529 amino acids. The transcript is spliced from 5 exons. The record is from RefSeq and is a predicted model, not a curated record. Gene Ontology annotation, molecular function: CDP-diacylglycerol-glycerol-3-phosphate 3-phosphatidyltransferase activity. Lineage: Eukaryota; Fungi; Ascomycota; Pezizomycetes; Pezizales; Tuberaceae. Gene Ontology annotation, biological process: cardiolipin biosynthetic process.